Messenger RNA from Planococcus citri (citrus mealybug), 2055 nucleotides. Its product is annotated as medium-chain acyl-CoA ligase ACSF2, mitochondrial-like. The record is from RefSeq and is a predicted model, not a curated record. Lineage: Eukaryota; Metazoa; Arthropoda; Insecta; Hemiptera; Pseudococcidae. Gene Ontology annotation, molecular function: medium-chain fatty acid-CoA ligase activity. Gene Ontology annotation, biological process: fatty acid metabolic process. The transcript has 14 exons. The coding region runs from base 148 to 1965 and encodes 605 amino acids.
AAUUUUUCGUCAUCGAAGUAUUUAGUCGUGAACCAUUAUCGAUGACGUGCGUAUGUUCGUGUUUAUAAUGAGACAGUGAUUCGUUGUGUGUGUUUUUUAGACAAAAAGGAGUUAUACAAAUUUUACAGUUCACAAUUCGAUAUCAAAAUGCACGAAAAAAUAGAAAAUGUGACCAAUGGAAACAAUGCUCCUACUACAAUCGAACAAACGGAAAAACGUUACUACGAAUCCGAAGAGAAAUUACUCCAGGAUGCGGAAAUUCGAAGGAACUUAAGUUACUGGAAAAACGCUGGCACCGAAACGCUCAAAAAUGUAACGAUAAAUGAGCUUUUCAUUCAAUGUGUUGAAAAAUACGGAGACAGACAAGCAAUAUGUGUACAUCGAGGGUCAAGGUUGACCUACAAACAAGUAUUACCGCAGGUAGAUGAAUUUGCUGCUGGUUUAUUAGCGAUUGGCUUAAAGAAAGGAGAUAUGGUUGGCAUUUGGGCACAAAAUUCAUUGGAAUGGUACAUCACAAGCUUGGCAAUAAUGAAAGCUGGUUUAGUUACGGUGAAUUUAAAUCCGCUGUAUGAAGGCCCGGAAAUAAAAUCAGCUCUGAUACAAUCGCAUGUAAAAGCUUUAAUAAUUGGAGACACUUGGCUCGGUCGAAGUUAUUACGACAUGUUGAAUAAAAUAGCCCCGGAAAUUUCGAAUCACAAUGUAGGUGAUCAAAUCAAUACCAAAGAAUUGCCUUUAGUCAAAAUAUUAAUUGUAAUGAGUCACAAUUUUCACAGAGGAACGUACAGAUGGUGCGAUAUUUUUACGCUAUCAACUCCUCAUUAUAGACAAAAACUACAGCAGAUUCAAAAAGACAUCAGCAUCCAUGACAUAUGCAACAUUCAAUUCACCUCAGGUACUACUGGUCAUUCAAAAGGUGCCGCAUUGACACACAACAAUUUAGUAAACAACGCUUACUUCAUUGGCAAGAGGAUGCUUUUAAUAGAUAAGCAUCACAAAAUUUGCCUCCAAGUACCAUUCUUUCACACUUUUGGUACCGUGCUAGGUAUAUUCGUGGCUGCAAAUUAUGGUGCCACUCUAGUACUGCCGUCUCCAAAAUUCAGUCCGACCAAAUCCUUAGAAGCAGUUAUAGAAGAAAAAUGCACCGUUUUAUACGGCACACCAACCAUGUACAUAGAUUUAAUAACCAUCGUAAACAAAAUGGCUAUCACAGAUCCGGCUGUAUUUUCGAAAUUAUCAUCCCUCGAGGUCGCCGUCACAGCGGGAGCUAUAUGCCCUCCGGAGUUAUUCAGGAAAAUGAAAAAAAUAUUCAAUUUUAAGCGAAUUUACUCUGGUUACGGUAUGACUGAAGUCAGUCCUAUAGCGUUCUUCUCCUCGCCUACUGAUUCCGAGUAUUUAGUGACGUCUACCAUUGGAAAUGUGCUCGAUCAUUCCGAGGUUAAAGUAAUCGAUGAUAAUGGCCGAAUAGUACCAUUUGGCACACCGGGCGAGGUAUGUUUUAAAGGAUACAACGUAAUGAAAGGAUAUUACAAUGAUCCGCAAGCAAAUGAAAAAGCCUUUUUAGAAGAAGGAUGGAUACGAAGCGGGGACAGAUUCGUUUUACUCGAUAAUGGAUACGGUCAAGUUGUAGGACGUAUAAAAGACACUAUAAUCAGAGGAGGUGAAAAUAUAGAACCGAGUGAAAUCGAAAACGUCAUCAUAACUCAUCCUCAAGUUUCCAACGUUCAGGUAUAUGCGGUAUCCGAUGAACGUUUAGGAGAGGUUGUAGCAGCCAGCAUCAUGAGGAAUGAGAAUUCCUCACUAACCGAAGCAGAAGUUCGUGCAUUUUGCGAAGGAAAGUUUGCAUCGUACAAGAUUCCGAAAUAUAUCGUCUUCGUUGAAGAUUUCCCCCGUACUGCGUCCGGAAAGAUACAAAAAUUUAGGCUCAGAGAAAAUUUAGAACGCGAAUUAGGAUUAAAGUCGCACUGAAUACUAUGUAAAUACGAAAUAGAUUAUAACACACUUUUAGUACACAUGCAUGUAUGUAUAGAUAAGAAUAAACUGUUACACUUUAUAAUA